Messenger RNA from Aspergillus sclerotioniger CBS 115572, 216 nucleotides. RefSeq lists its product as uncharacterized. The transcript has 2 exons. The annotation marks the transcript as partial. The record is from RefSeq and is a predicted model, not a curated record. Lineage: Eukaryota; Fungi; Ascomycota; Eurotiomycetes; Eurotiales; Aspergillaceae.
AUAAAUCGUAUUUUUAAACAUCUUAUUAUAUUUUAUGAUAUAACUUAUUUAAGUACUAUAUUCUUUUUUCGGAUUUAUAAAAAAGUUUUAAUAAAAUAUUUAAAUAAGUUCAUUACUAUUUAUAUUAAUAAUAUACUAAUUUAUAGUAAUAAUACAACUGAAUACAAGUUAUAUAUACAGCUAGUACUUAAAAAGUUACAGAUAGUAAGAUUAUAA